GGGAACUCCGGCGCUGGCGUGCGGUUUGCUGAGGCUUGAGGAUGGCGUUUCGCGGCCGGAGACCCGAGCACGGCGGCCCUCCGGAGCUGUUUUACGACCAGAAUGAAGCCCGGAAAUACGUUCGCAACUCUCGGAUGAUUGCUGUCCAGAGCAAGAUGACCGAGCGAGCACUGGAGCUCCUUUGUUUGCCCGAGGGACAGCCCUGUUACCUGCUGGAUAUUGGCUGUGGUACUGGCCUGAGUGGAGAUUACCUUACGGAAGAGGGACACUUUUGGGUGGGAAUGGACAUCAGCCCUGCCAUGCUGGAUGCUGCCUUGGACCGAGAACCAGAGGGAGAUCUUCUUCUUGGGGACAUGGGCCAGGGUAUUCCUUUCAAACCUGGUUCCUUUGAUGGUUGUAUCAGCAUUUCUGCCGUGCAGUGGCUCUGUAAUGCUAACAAGAAGUCCGAUAUUCCUGCCAAGCGCCUGUAUUGCUUUUUUUCUUCUCUGUAUUCUGUGCUUGUCCGUGGGGCCCGGGCUGUCCUGCAGCUGUACCCAGAGAACUCGGAGCAGAGGGGCAGGGUGAAGGGGAAGAUCUGCAUCUCCAGCCUGACACCUGCCCUUCUGUCCACAGUUGGAGCUCAUCACAACCCAGGCCACCCGGGCUGGCUUCACGGGUUCUACCUCUGUCUGUUCUCUGGGCCUUCUGCCUCUCUGCCCAAGGGACUGGGUGAAAAUGAGAAUGGAGAAGAGGCCACAGAGUCCAAGUUCACCAAAGACAGGGCGCAGCACGGGCUGGCGCGGCGGGGCAUGGUGAAGAAGAGCAGAGAGUGGGUGCUAGAGAAAAAGGCGCGCCGACGGCGGCAGGGCAAGGAAGUCCGGCCUGAUACCCAGUACACCGGCCGCAAGCGCAGGCCUCGCUUCUGAGCGGCAAAUCUGCCCCCGCCACUGGCAACUUGGUGGUGCUUCAGAGGAGUUCUACAGUUCUAAGAAUAUUUUUUUCUAAAAAAGUUUCCAAGAGUUUGUUAUUUUACUCUAAAAUAAAAAGCAAAA
Octodon degus (degu) is the source of this 1031-nucleotide messenger RNA. It is a transcript of the gene Bud23, whose product is annotated as BUD23, rRNA methyltransferase and ribosome maturation factor. NCBI's taxonomy places the organism in Eukaryota, Metazoa, Chordata, Mammalia, Rodentia, Octodontidae. The record is from RefSeq and is a predicted model, not a curated record. Gene Ontology annotation, cellular component: nucleolus. The transcript is spliced from 12 exons. Gene Ontology annotation, molecular function: rRNA (guanine) methyltransferase activity. Bases 42 to 905 code for a protein of 287 amino acids. Gene Ontology annotation, biological process: rRNA (guanine-N7)-methylation.